AUGUGGGCCCUUGCUUCCGGAAUCCACCCUCCUCCUCACUGGCUGCUGGUUCUGCUGUUGGGACUCACAGGUGUGGCCGGUGAGGCAGGGCUGCAGGUGAUCCAGCCUGACAAGUCAGUAUCUGUUGCAGCCGGACAGACAGUCACUCUGCGCUGCACCCUGACCUCCCUGCUCCCCACAGGGCCGGUUCAGUGGCUCAGGGGGACAGGGACAGGCCGGGAGUUAAUCUUCAGUUUCAAAGGAGGCCACUUCCCCCGAGUAACAAAUGCUUCAGACGUCACAAGGAGAAACAACACGGACUUUUCCAUCCGCAUCAGUAACAUCAACCCAGCAGACGCCGGAACCUACUACUGUGUGAAGUUCCAGAAAGGGAGCCCUGAUGAUGUGGAGUUUCAGUCUGGACCAGGCACUCUGGUCACUGUGAGUGCCAAACCAUCUCCCCCAGUGGUGUCAGGCCCCUUGGCCAGGGCCUCGCCGGAGCAGACAGUGAACUUCACCUGCAAGUCCCACGGCUUCUCCCCCAGAAACAUCACCCUGAGAUGGUUCAGAAACGGGAAUGAGCUGGCAGCCUCCCAGACCAGCGUGGACCCAGAGGGAAACAGAACUUCCUACAACAUCUCCAGCACAACCAGGCUGGUGCUGGCCCCGGGGGACGUUCGCUCCCAAGUCAUCUGUGAGGUGACCCAUGUGACCUUGCAAGGGGGCCCUCCUCUUCGUGGGAUUGCCAACCUGUCUGAGGUCCUCCGAGUUCCACCCACCUUGGUGGUUUCCCAGCAGACCGUGUCAGGGGACCAGGUGAAGGUCACUUGCCAAGUGAAGAAGUUCUACCCCCAGCACCUCCAGCUGACCUGGUUGGAGAAUGGCAACGUGUCCCGAACAGAAAUGGCCUCAAGGGCCUCAAACCUUGUAGAGAACAAGGAUGGGACCUUUAACUGGACAAGCUGGCUCCUGGUGAACUCAUCUGCCCACAGGGAAGGCAUGGUGUUCACCUGCCUGGUGCAGCAUGACGGGCAGCCCGCGGUCACCAGAAACCAUACCCUUGUGGCCUCAGCCCACCAGAAGGACCAGGAAACCCAUAAAACCCAGGAGUCAAGGCCAUCCACUCCAAUCCUGAUAGCUGUCACCCUGGGCCCGAAGCUGCUGCUGCUCAUCACUAUCUCUGCCAUCUAUGUCCACAAGAAGCGAGCGCCCAAUUGUGUCCCAGGAGGAAAAAUAGCCCUGAGGACAUAA
This is a messenger RNA of Neogale vison (American mink), 1230 nucleotides long. Its product is annotated as signal-regulatory protein beta-1-like. Gene Ontology annotation, biological process: positive regulation of phagocytosis; positive regulation of T cell activation. Lineage: Eukaryota; Metazoa; Chordata; Mammalia; Carnivora; Mustelidae. The coding region runs from base 1 to 1230 and encodes 409 amino acids. The transcript has 6 exons. The record is from RefSeq and is a predicted model, not a curated record. Gene Ontology annotation, cellular component: plasma membrane.